Molecule: messenger RNA, 2290 nt
Organism: Anoplopoma fimbria (sablefish)
Lineage: Eukaryota; Metazoa; Chordata; Actinopteri; Perciformes; Anoplopomatidae
Exons: 8
Coding region: 109-966 (285 amino acids)
Molecular function (GO): oxidoreductase activity
Source: RefSeq, a predicted model, not a curated record
UAAAACGUGAAAAUUCAUAGUGCUUUCCAGGAAAGCCCAAUUACGCGUCGCUAGUGGGGCAGCACUCGGAUUGUUUGUAUCGGGUUGGUCAACAUUGCCCAGAGGAACAUGCUUUACGCACCAAAGCUGAGUUGUCCUACAGUCCCACUUUCCAAUGGUCUGCAGAUUCCAAUAUUUGGAUUAGGUACAUCACAUGAUGGCGGAUACUCCCACGAUGCCAUUGUUUAUGCACUCACAGAGUGUGGUGUGCGCCACAUUGACACAGCAAAGCGCUACGGCUGUGAGGAGAAACUGGGUGACGCUAUCAGAGAAAGUGGGAUACCACGAAGUGAUCUGUGGGUCACCAAUAAACUGUGGCCAGGGGACUAUGGAUACAAAGCUGCAAAGAAAGCCUUCUUUGACUCCUGCAAACAGAUGGGGUGUGAAUACUUUGAUCUGUACCUGAUGCACUGGCCAGAGUCAACGCAACCUGGUUGCUCCAACCGGGAGAUGAGAGCUGAGACCUGGAGAGCUCUGGAGGAACUGCAUAAAGAAGGGCUGUGCUCUGCUAUUGGAGUGAGCAACUUUUUGGUCCACCACCUGGAGGAGUUGAAAGAAGACUGUAGUAUUGUGCCACAUGUUAACCAGGUGGAGUACCAUCCUUUCCAGCAACCCAAUCACCUGAUGGAGUACUGUCGUCAGGAGGGGAUUGUAUUUGAAGGGUACAGUCCUCUGGCAAAGGGUCAAGUCCUCAACAACCCAACUGUUCUUCAGAUUGCACAAAAAUACAGACGCACGGCAGCUCAGAUCUGCAUCCGCUGGAGUAUUCAGAAUGGAGUUGUCACAAUACCGAAAUCCAUCCAAAAGAAGAGGAUUCAAGAAAACUGUCAAGUGUUUGGGUUCCAGCUGGAGAAGUCUGACAUGGCAGCUUUAGGAAGCUUGGAUGAUGGAAGACAUGUUACUUGGGAUCCAACAAAUGUGGAGUAACAAACUCAGAUUGUGUUUGACUAGGAACGAGGUCAGUGACAGUUGGCCUUAAGAAAACUUGAGAUUGUGAUAAGAUUUUGAUUAGUACUUUGUUCAUUAGCAGCGUGUCACCCCUUGCCUGAGAGUAGACGCUACUAUGAUGCGAGAUUAAUUCAUCUCAGCUAGCUUUUUAAAAACAUUUUAAGUGGUGCAAGAAUGACAAGCAAAGAUAACACAGAUAAGAUGAUCUAUACAGGGAGGAAAUUCAAUAUUGCAGACAGAUGUACCAAAGUAGUUACUUGAAAGGGUAGAUACUGUCACUUGAUUUACACUAGAAUUGUGGUUUAAUUUAGUACAAAAAUAUAUAUUACAGAAAUAACUCCUAUGAAUAGCCUGUGACAUACAUUUCUUUUUAUCCUGGGCACUCUUGACCAAGCGUUCAAACAAUUAUUUCCAGGUGGUUUAACAGCAAUGUGCACAGUAAUAAAAAAUAAAAAUGACUUUCCAGGAGCUGAAACAAAAUUAUGAUCAACCAUUUCAGAUAUUUGCAAAUGUCAAUGGCCAGACAAGAUAAUGUUUGUCACAGGAAUAAAUAGGUUUUGGGGUUUCAGAGAAACGGUAAAGGAUGAUUUUCCCAUUAAAAGACAUAGCAGUAUGUCUUGGAAAUAAGAAAAUAAAAAGUCUUAGUAUUGUAUGUCAAUAAAAAUGUCACAGUAUAAGAUGUUAAAUAAAUAUAUAUUUUAAAAAAAGUCAGAGUCUAGUAUGUCAUAAAAAUGUCCUACUAUAGUUUGUCAUAACAAUGUAAUUAAAGAGUUGUAUGUUAUGAAAAUGUCAUAAUAUACAACAUCACUAAGAUGCCAUGAGAAAGUCAUAGAAUAGUAUUGCAUAGAAAUGUCAUGGUAUAGUUUUAAAGAAAAUCUCAUUUAUAGUUUGUUCUAAAAAUGUCAUCGUAUAUUAUGUUAUAUAAAAUUCUUAAAUAGCCAUAGUAUAGUUUUCCAUAAAAUGUCUUAUUAUAGUAGUUAGAACAAUUUCAUAAAAAGUCAGAGUAUAGUAUGUCAUAAAAAGGUGAUAGUAUAGUAUGCCAUGAAAAUGUUGCACUUAGAUGGUUUUUCGGCCCUUUUGAGUUUUUCCAAAUCCCUUUUUUCGCUACUCCUACAACAAAUGUUUAGAAAGCGUCACUCAACGUAAUGCAACUCUGUAACAAGCAGGAACCAUACAGUUCAGCUAAUGCUGGCCCUCAAAGUUUGCAAUAUUACAUAAAGAUGAAUCCUGAACGCAUUGUGCUAUCAACAUUUGGUUGACAUGUAAAUAUGAUUCUAAAGUGACCAUGACAGAUUGCGUGCCA